AAUACGGCAUACUAUGGACUUCGACGGACUGAGACGAGAAACAUUUUUGUCAAUUGGCGUUUGAAACCCAUGAUAUCAGACCUUUGUUUGGCACAAAUUGUAGUUAGAUCACCUUUAAAUGUCUCGUGUCUUCGAGAAAGACGAUGGAGAAAUAAUCAAUGAGAGGGUAGGAAGACGCUGCUGAAGAAGAUCAUAUUUUUUUGAAGUGUUCAAAAAAGGCGAAAUUCCUCCAAAUUUAGGAGCUAUAGGGCAAAUUGAGAAGAUCAAUGGCCAAUAAACCUUCAUCCUCGUCCCUUCCUUCCAUCAAUGAAGACAUCGCUGCCGUAGAGGAAGUGCCGCUAUACGGGUCCGAAUCGGGCUGGGUGGAGGCCCGAACCCACUGCGAUCACCUUGCUUCUUUGUCGCAGGAUCUUACUCAUAUUCCAACACCGGAUACUCAAUGCAAUAGGUGCCAACAUCCCAAUGAGAAUUGGCUAUGCUUAUGCUGCAAAGAUGUCCUUUGCAGCCGUUUUGUGAACAAGCACAUGCUCGAGCAUUAUCAUCAGAGUAACCAUUGUCUGGCACUAAGCUAUAGUGAUUUAUCAGUGUGGUGUUUCUCAUGUGAUGCUUAUCUCGACGCUCAAGUGAUAUUGUCCCUGCGCCCCGCUUACGAAACUGCGUACUUACUGAAAUUUGGUGAAGCUCCACCACUUCGGAGUUGACUUGAAAGGGCUAGUGCUCAGCUUUAUGUAAUUUUUAUGGUCUCUGUUUCUAUCUUCCAUUGCCCUUCUCGGAAGAGGGCGAAGGGAAUGUGAAAGGAGUCAAGUACCGACUUUUGAAUGUUUCUGGUUAUCAAAGUGUAAUGUUUAAGAAAAAAGAAAAUGGUAUUUCACAUAUUAUCAUUUGAAUUAUUUACUUGCAGAAUUAAGCAACGCAACUGUGAUUUGAUGACUAUCUUGUUGAGUUUUGGAAGUGAUUUCACAUACGAAUUUUCA
Messenger RNA from Olea europaea var. sylvestris, 974 nucleotides. Its product is annotated as histone deacetylase 6. Gene Ontology annotation, molecular function: zinc ion binding. The record is from RefSeq and is a predicted model, not a curated record. NCBI's taxonomy places the organism in Eukaryota, Viridiplantae, Streptophyta, Magnoliopsida, Lamiales, Oleaceae. Bases 267 to 701 code for a protein of 144 amino acids. The transcript is spliced from 3 exons.